UGGUGGGGAUGCGAGUGCCGAGAACGGAGGAGCCGUCAGUAGUUCCGUACCAACUCUCCUCUGAUACGUAUGUAUGUCGGUGCCGCGUGCGUCGCGUCGCGCCGCGAUUAAGAUAGACACGCACCGUUGUUCCAAUCGUCGUCGUCGUCGUCGUCGUUCACCUCCUCAUCGUCAUCGUCAUCGUCACCGUCAUCAUCAUCAUCAUCGUCAUCAUUAUCGUCGUCGUCGUCCUUUCCGUCAUCGUCAUUAUUCUAUGUAACGAAAGGGACACGAAGAAACAUUGACCAAGACAGAAAAAGAAGUGAAGAGGAACAGUGUGAUUGCGUCUGAUAAAGAGAAUGAGUGAGUGAGUGAGAGAAAAAGAGAGAAAUAGAAAUAGAGAGAUAACGAUCGAGCUUCUUCGAUUCAGAGUGGUGUGUCCUUCUCCGUGAGUACUUUGCCUGGUCCAUCGUGUGAUCGCACGAAUGUCGCGACGCGAUGUCGCCCGAUAACGGACGCGUCGAGCCGCGAAACCUGGCACUCGACGUCACGGCUAUCAUCGGUUCCUCCUGACAAUAUGAGCCUCGUCAAGCAUUGUCGUACUACGCGAUCGCUAAUAAGAGUACUAUCACUAUUGGUACUGCAGGUGUUGGCGAGUGUUCUCCUCGACAUCAUCGCAGCCACUGUCGCCGUCGCCGUCGUCGUCGCCGUCGUCGUCGUCGUCGUCGUCGUCAUUAUCAUCAUCAUCAUCAUCAUUAUCAUCUACAUCAACAUCGACACUGUCGUCGUCGUGAAGCAUCCUGCGAUUCCUAUUGCUGCUCUCAAGAUCGUUGCUGACUCAAGAUCUCUAUUCUAUUUAUCAAAGGAUUAUUAACCUUCAAGGAGAACUCCGUGCUCGCGAGUGUGUGCUAUCGUGUCCGUUAAAACCACCCUAAAACACGUGCGACCUUUCCCGUGGGAUUAUCGUUCCUCCUGUGUAUUAUUAUUCGUGUGUCACGAAGGACGACCAUUCGUCCUUCUCUAUAUUCUUCUUCGUUGUUUACGUUUUUACUAUCGGUUUUUUACAUUGAUAUUACUACCAUUACUACUACUAUUACUACUACUACUACUACUGCUACAACUACUAUUUGGUGCUUCUUAUACAAUUCUUCGUUUUAUGUGUUUACGAAAGAUCGUGCAUUUAUUUUCUUCUAUCUUACGUUAUUACUAUUAUAACAUAUACACAGUGAGUCACGGAUAUCGAGCGAUGAUGGCAGCGUUCAUGAUCGCCAGCAGCACCAUGGAUCUUUGCCUCAGCACUGUGGUGACGAUGUGCCGCGCUUUCGCGAGCACCUCGACCGAUGUUACGAAUUGGAGCGUUACAAGGACGCAAGAGGGUACCUCAACGCCCAGGGAAAUCGAGUUAUCGAGGUCAAUGCAAGUAUAAUUAUCCCGAUCUGACGUUAAUUCGUUGCAACCCCAUUACCUUAUUGAGACACAGUUUACAGAAAUACAUAAACAUAUAUAUAGUGUAUCACGGAUCAAGUGUUAACGAGGAUAAUUUGCGAUAGAUAACGUUUUUAAAUUUGACCAUAAAAUGUUGAAUAUUGAUGGAUUCCUUUUUUCAGUCGGUACUCUUUUCCGAUCUACUAUACCCGUAUUCUUUCCAUCUACCCUUCUCGUCGUGAACGAUGCGGUAACUGGGCCGACGGUAACGAAAUAUCUUCCUCUCGAGGGUGAAAUAAAAGCAAGACAAUUUCUUCUUGCCGGGGUACAAUCGAGCCAAGGAGAAGAAAAGAUGAUACUAACUUUAGUCUCCAGGUCGAGGACAGGAUCAAGAACGAGGUCGAUCGUAAUCUGCCUUACACUGUUACUAACAAUGGAAGCGAGGAGCAUAGAGGGUACGAACAUGACAAACGCGUCCUCCUCCUCCUCGUCCUCGUCGUCAUCCUCCUCGUCCUCGUCGUCCUCGUCGUCGUCAUCAUCCUCAUCCUUGUCGUCAUCGUCCUCGUCGUCGUCCUCGUCGGUUGUGUCGACGUUAAAGCCGAUUACAACGACGGAAGUAGUUUAUCAACGAUUCGCCAUCGAGCCAAUGGAUCAAACCGCGGUGGUUGGUAGUAGGGUGACGCUUCCUUGCCGAGUUCUUGAUCAAAAGGGACCGAUUCAAUGGACGAAGGAUGAUUUUGGCCUUGGUGCUGUUAGGAAUCUCACUGGAUACGAACGUUACGCUAUGAUCGGUAGUGACGAAGAGGGUGAUUUUUCAUUACACAUAUAUCCGGUUGAGCUUGAGGAUGAUGGCGUUUAUCAGUGCCAGGCUUCGCCGACGAACGAUGGUCAGCCAGCCUUACGAUCGAGAUUUGCUCGUUUGAGCGUGUUAGUGCCGCCUGAGCCACCGAAGAUCCUUCAGGGUGACUUUCUCGUGACGACCGAGGAUCGAGAGCUCGUAAUCGAGUGCGUUAGUGUUGCUGGAAAACCACCGGCUGAGAUCACGUGGAUCGACGGGCGAGGCAACGUGCAACAUAGAGGUAUAGAAACCACCAAGGAACUCUUCGAUGGUGGCCCUUUGUACACGGUGAAGUCGGUUCUGAAAGUGAUGCCACGUAAGGAGCACGACAAUACCACCUUCACGUGCCAAAGUCAAAACGCGGCUGAUCGGACGCCGCAAAGUGCCAAGUUACGUGUCGAGGUACGUUACGCACCAAAGGUGUCACUAAAAAUCCGCGGCUCUGGAGUAUCGGAUAAGAAACGUAUCGUCGAGGGAACAGAGUUGAGGUUCAAAUGUCGCGCCGAGGGCAAUCCCCCGGAUAUGGAGUACAGGUGGUUUAUCAACGAGAAAAAGGUCAUCGGAGACUAUACGACGGAAAUGAUCAUUCACAACGCGACGCGGGAUCUUCACGAUGCGAUCGUAAAGUGUGAGGUUCAUAACGAUGUCGGCAAAAGCGAAGAAACUGAAACUCUAGAUAUAACAUACGGACCACAAUUUCGACAUCCGCCAGUCUCCGUAGAAACACACUAUGGCGCAACGGAAAUCUUGCAGUGCGACGUCGAUGGAAAUCCCACACCCGAGAUUCUAUGGUUCCAUGAGGAUUCGGAACACGUGGUAGCCACAAGCCCAAAUAUAAGCGUUUUCGUCAGUCCUGAGACAGCAGGACGUUAUUUUUGCAAGGCUCACGUACCAGGUUUUCCUUUACUGACGGGUUCCGCCAACAUUUACAUUCGUGGACCACCUAGCAUAGUGUCACAAAGGAUUCAGUACGUGCCGGACGAGGGAGUGGUCAAGGUAAAGUGCACUGCGAUAUCAGUGCCAAAAGCGGAAUCCGUAGUAUGGAGCUUCGCUGGUCGUGAGCUCAAUUUCUCGUUGAACAAUACGCCGUUCUACGUUCAGGAAGAAUACACGGCGGAGAGGGUCGUCAGCACUGUCACAUUGGUCGAUCCAGUAUCCACCUAUUUCGGGGAUUACAACUGUACGGUGACGAACAGUUACGGCACGGAUUCUGUCAUAAUCAACCUGACAGCACACACGUUGAUUCCAGUCGAUUUGCAACUGAUUCUCAUCAUCGUUGGACUCGUUGUCUGCGUGAUCCUGAUUGGGAUUAUUGUUCUACUCAUUCUACAAUGUCGCGAUCGUAUUAAACAGCCACGACCGAGGACAGCACAAACGCAGGAAACAGAUAUGCAAGAAACGGACUCGAACGCGGAUCGAUAUCGCGAGAGCGAUAGAAGCAGCAAUCUCUCGGAUGUCAAAGCGGACAUACGAGCUGGUUCGAGCGUUAGUAAUGCGGAAAGCGUAACAGCACUUGACAGCGAGGGUGAAGGAAGCACUCGAGGAGUGAACGCGUUGGCACUUGCUGGGCCCGUUCCGAAUCCCCUUGGCUUUCGUUAUAGCGCAGACUACACGGAGCCAUCCUUUCCACCAAAAAAUAACGACGGGAGCAACAAUAACGGCUAUGUGCCAUACGUGGAUUACACGCGGGACUACAUGCCACCAACAACGCAAGGAAUGGGAGCGUCACGGGAAUCCUUGAGCAGGAUACCGUCCGGUGGAAUCCUCGCAUCGAAGAAAAUUGGACUGAGUUCGGCGAACUUGGGAACAUCCACUCCACAAACAACGCCGGUCAUCGAUCCACGUUUUUCCGCGACCUAUGGCAACCCUUAUCUCAGGAUGUCAGCAGCUGAACAGCUGAGGCACGCGCCACACACGGCAGUGCCCGGAGUCACGCCAGCUCCGCCACCAUAUACUCAAGCGAUGAGGAUGAAUAGCUUAAACACCUUGAAUGGUGCUGGACCACAGGCGCCAUUGUCAGCGCAUUAUAUAACCGGAGGGCCAAACGGUGGAGUGGCAACCGUGAAGCGUACUUCGGCAGUAGGAACUUUAGCAACGCACGUAUGAGGCCAGGGGGUCUAUCCGAACUAGAACCAUCGACGACGCACGGGAGGCGCCAUCUUCGAAGCUCCUAGUCGUAUUCGAGAGGAAGACGCGUAUCGGUUGGAAGAAGAAUAUCAAGAGCGUGGUUGUUUUCGUCAAAUUUCAUCGUUGGAACGUCGUCGACGUGAAUUCGCUGGUAGAAAGAUAGGAUCAUCCUUGAAAAACGAGAUAAGACGAGAACGAAUGAAGCUGUUGGAGAACGGCGAGAUGUUGAGCUACAUCGAUCUCGUUUUAAAGCAAUUGAGAAAAGCCAGCAGAGAUCAUCGAUUACUUGUCGAGCAACGUCAUCUUCGUGACUCCUCGACGUUCGGACGUCAUCGUUUCUUCGAAGUUCCAACUUCCUCGUCAGUUUAUACGAGAGAUUGGAUAAAGAAUAGAACAAGAAGGGAGGAAAUGCAGGAAGAACUCUUGGAGUAUCAUCCACGAGCAGCAACGAGGUUGUUGACGAAAAGAAAGACGUACGUCGAUCGAGAAGAAGAGAAAAGACGAGGGACCUACGGAUACGGUAAAAGUAGAGGAGCUUUCGAGAGGAUCGUCGAAUCGAGCAGCUGUCGAGAUCCGAAUUACGUUCUCGAUCAAGAAGGAUUCGAGAGGAAACUCUUGGAUCGGCAACUCUUCGACUGGACGGGUAGAUCCUCGACCGGUACCUCGACCGUCGUUUGAUCGUCGGACCAACGAAGAUUUCGACCUGUAAUCCCAUCAGCCUUCUUUCUUCGUUCUUCGUUCUUCGUUCUUCGUCGUCGUUCGAAGAAAUCGUUGACGAAAGAGAAAGGAAAAGAGAGAAAAAGAGAAGAGAGAGAGAGAGAGAGAGGGAGAUAGAGAGAUACAGACAAGCGUACGUAACAGGGACGAUACGAAGAUUUCACCUACGUUGAAAAUCGAUCUUCUUCGAUCGGCCAUCGAAGGUAAAAUCCUCGAUUCGAAUUUCUCAAAAGAAUUUCGAACGACGUUCGUUUCUCUCAACGAUUUUUAUCAAAAGAACGUUUCUCAAAGUUAAACGUACUAAUACGCCGCACUCGAACGUUCUCUCUUAUUCCUCUUUUCGAAUACGACCUAUAAGGAAAAGAAAAGGAUCAAGAAGAAAGAAGAAAGAAGAAGGAAGAUAAUGCUCGAAAUACGCGCACGUGAGGAUAAGCAUAAGGACGAUGGUUAUGUUCGGAUUUAUAUAUCGGAGAAUAGACUAUUCUUCGAUGUUGAAAACAGACCACUCGGUAUCGACAAUCCACUACUGACAUAUUUUAGAUCUCGAUAAGCAUUUAAACGAUUCGUUCGAAGUGACGAAAUUCUCGUCGAAACGACGUAGAGAUGAUAACGUCGAGAUAACGAUCGAGGAACGAGAAUACGUCGAUUUCGUGUGCUCUUCCUCUCUUGAGCACUCCUAGGACUAAUUAGCGAAAAGAGAGAGCAUUGUACUGCGAUUCGUGAAAAAGAGAAAAAAAAACAAAAACAAAAAAAGAUAGUAAAAAGAAAAAUAAUGUGACUCCGUAUACUUCGUCGUUCGGUGCGUUUAUGCUUUGCCAGAUAUAUAUAUAUAUAUAUAUAUAUAUAUAUAUAUAUAUAUGUUUGUUACUUUUUAUUUCAUUUUGUUUUGUUAUUUUCUAAAUCGAGCGUUCUUUCGAAUCGAAGCCGAUUAAAUUUUCGUUUAAUGUUCGCGCGCGGAUCACAAACACCGGCAAAAAAAGAAAAAAAUAUUCCAACGGGACGCGCUUUUCCUCCGUUUUCGAUUUAAAUAGUCGACGGACUAAUGGAAUUUUGAAUCCCCUAUAGCGAGGGAAAGGAUUAAUAUCAGUCGGACUAUUUCUGUUUUUGUUCUCUUUAUGAUUUUUUGUUCUUUUCCUUUUUUUUCUCUCUUUUCUUUUUUCCUUUUUUUACUCUUCCUUCUUUUUCAAUGUUAUCCGUAGAGAGGAAAAACAGAUGGCAAAGGAAUAAACGAAAAGUGCAAUACAUAGGAUCGGUUCUCGCAUGGAAUUUUGAUAUUGCAAUAAACCCCUCUUCCUCUCCAUUCCAUCACCACCAACACCACCUCCAACAAACCACGAAAACCGGAAACGAAGGUCGAAAAUAGAUAUCGGCACCUCUUUCCAUAACCCUCGAAGUAUUCAAAAUACGGGUCGCGUUUGUAAAAUUAGAUAGCACAAACUGGUUAGACGUAUUAUUACGAUAUUAUACAUAUAUACAUAUGCAUCCUUUGUCAAUACGAAUCCUAGGGCCUAUAUAGGUUUCUUCGAUGGCGCUAAAAAAAAAAAAAAAGGGCAAAACUCUAUUUGAAAUAAGCACGUUCGUAAUCGGCGAACGGCUUCCUGUAAAUAUAUUCCUCGAUUAAGGAUAAUAAUGAUAACGAUAGUAAUAGAUAAAAUAAUAAUAAUAAUAAUAAUAAUAAUAAUAAUAAUAAUAAUAAUAAUAAUAAUAAUAAUGAUAAUAAUGAUAAUGAUAAUGAUAAUGAUAAUGAUAAUAACAAUAAUAAUACUAAUAGCGAUAUAAAAUUAUAAACGACGAAAGGCAAUUAACGCUUUUCGAAAAAAAUACAAUUUCAUCUUAAAUUUCAAACUCGUUCCUCGCUUGCUUUCUCUCGACGUUGAUAUCGUAUUUCUACGUUAAAGCGAUUGCGAAUUCGUAACUCGUCGACGAGGAUAAAAGAGGAAUUAAACGAUCAAAUCAAAUUCGAAAUGGAAAAAAAAGUAAAAAAAGAAAUAUAUAUAUACAUAUAUAUGCAAAGAAAAUUUUAACUAAUGUGUCGUUCCUCGUCGAUGAUCUACGUCAAGGCUGAUCCUUAAAGCGUGGCAAACGAUACAUCCGUUGACAAAGCUGUUGAAAUAAAUAAAAAGAUAACGAAACAGGGUAGCCUAUCAAUUAUUAAAAGACGUUGAUCCGAGGAAAGGCUGCGCUUUAGGGAUCAGACCGUCGCAUAUUCGCUUUGAAUAUCGACGGAAGUAUCGUUGGAAGAGCAUGAAUACUCAAACGAGGUCGUUUCACUGUCGUGCAUUUUGUUUUUUAAAUUUUUGUAAUCUUUCCUUUUUCUUCUUUUCUUGUUUUUUUUUUUUCUUUUAAUUUAAAAAAAAAAAAUCUUUUUCGAGAUAUCGAACGAUAUACGAUUAAGCAUCGGAUACGUUUGCAUCUUCUUGAUAAAUAUGUUUAUAUAUAAAUAUAUAAAUAUAUACACAUGCAUAUACACGUACGCGAUAAAACCUACAUAUGUAUAUACAUAUACAUAUUUACGUAUCAUUCUAACAAAGCGUGUAAUAUACUUUUGUGUAAAUAAAAUCGACUCUUGACGUCGCUCGGCGUAUCUCGUAAGGUUUUUAGUUAGUUUUAUAACUGUGAAUCAUUAUGUGCAUAUCUCGCUCUUAAAUACAUACAUAAAUCGUAGACGUUUCACGCGAUCGUGUCGAUCAUUCUCGAGCAAUAAGAAUCGAACGUUUAGAUCUUCACUAUUCUACAACUCUGAUGCCGGGUGCAUCGAAUUUUUCAUCUUCGUAUGUAUACUAUAUACAUAUAUAUAUAUAUAUUCCUUGUAUGAUAUAUAUAUAUAUAUAUAUACACAUAUGUAUAUAUAAAUAUACGUAUACACAAGGAUAAUAUAUACUUACAUACACAUAAACACAAUCGUUUCUUAAGUUCGAGAUUCGUCUCGAUUCGUAAAUCGUCGCGUCUAUUGUAAAUCGAACGAAAUCAUUAUACUGUACAUUUUUCAUGACGCCCCGAUGUUACUGUUAACUACUUAAGAUUUCGAAAAUCUUUAUCUUAGGCGCGCAAAAAAAAAAAAUAUAAUAAAGAAGUCGCGUGCGCGAUCGCGUUUACGGUCGCUCGUUUUCUCUAUCUUUGUUUUUUCUGUCUCUAUAUAAUCUCUCUCUCUCUCUCUUUCUCUCUCUCUCUCUCUCUCUCUCUCUCUCUCUCUUCUCUCUUUAACGAGAGAAGCAGAGAGUCUAACGAACGUACGCGUGCGCGCGCGCGUCCGUGCUUUUGUUAUACAUAAUUAUAUACAUGGAGGUGUUUUAAUGAUUACGAUGCGAUCGAUAAGAGACGAAUUUGUACACUUUUUCUUCUUUUUAUCCCUUUUUUGAAUAUACAGUAACAAUAAUAACAUUACAUAACUUCAAUUCUUAAUCUUCUUAUCGAGCUUAUCGUAACGAUACACUCACUAUGUAAAUUGCUUAAAUGGAAUUUCGAAAUGUAUAGAGAGAUUCGAAUACAUACUAAGAAAUUCACUGUGAAUGUAUUCACCGAGUGAAAGAUAUACGAGAGAUCGUAAGAAAAAAGAACGAGUGUCCUGUGUGUUAUAUAUUUUUCUUUUUCUUUUUUCUUUUUCUUUCGAGUUUUUGCGAGGUUGCGCGUGAACACGCGUGCGAAUACAUGCGCGCGCGCACGCGUCUUUCUGUGCGUGUAUGUGUGCGUGUAUGUGUGUGAUGUGUGCAUAGGGAAAAGAUUUACGUGUAUAUAUACAUAUAUAUAUAUAUGUUUAUAUACAUACAUACAUAUAUGUAUAUAUACACACAUAGUCAAACACCAUUUCUAUCGUUAAUAAAAGAACAAGAGAGACGAUGAAAAAAGAAACGAGAGUAGGUUAAUAAAGUAUACUGCGAUAAGUAAUUAACAAUCAAUGUAAAGUGGGUGGUACGUGGCAAUGUUAAAAUUAGAAAAGUUUAUGUCGUUUGAAUCAUAGAAGUUUACGCCUUCUUGCUACGAUUACCACCCUGAUACGUAUUAAUUGUUUAUCGGUCAAUUAUUAAUUAAAUUAUAUAUCGAUUUCUUCGCCUUUAGUCAGAGAAGAAGAAAAAGAAGAAGAAGAAGAAGAAGAGAAAGAGAGAGAGAGAGAGAGAGAGAAAGGAAGAAAGAGAGAAUGAAGAUAAAGAAAGGCUUCCGCAAAGUUUCCUUCUAAACGUUUAAACAGACGAUCUCAUUAGUUUAUUAACAAAAGAAAAAUAAAUUGCAUUCAUUUCUUUAAAAAGAAAGAGAAAGAAAGAGAGGGAGAGGGAGAGAGAGAGAUGGAAAUAGAUAUUAUUAUACUGUCACAAAGUGAUCGGAUCGUUAAUACGACUUAUUAGUCAUGAAUUAUUAUUAUAAAAAUAAUUAUCUCUAAUAAUACUCAUUUUGGAAGAGAUUGUUAAAAUUUGUAUUGGUAAAAAAAAAAUAUGUGUAAAAAGAAAACUUUGCGCAGGCCGAUUUAUGCUGUUGUAAAGGCAAAACUCCUAGGCAAUCUAACGAGUAAUUAAAGUUCGCGAAAGAAGAAGAGAUAAGUGGAUAAAUGGUAAUUAAAAAAGGUGUCUACUUGAUCGCGAACGUGGAAGAGGUUUUUCAAAUUUGUUGAUACUUUUCAUACUUUAAGACUAGGAAUUAUUAUGGCCUAUUAAACUACUGUUUCGCAAAGUUUAUCCGUCGACUCGGUCAUUUUCGUUUCAAUAUUCUUCGUAAUUUCCGAUGAAUCUCCGAUGACGAGUAAACGUAAUGUUCAUUUUGUACAUAAAUAUAAUUAUAUAUAUAUAUAUAUAAUAUACAUAUAAUUAUAUAAAUAUAUACAUAUAUAAUAGGGAAGAGAAAACUGGAGAAAAUGUAUUUCUUUUUCUUCUUUUUCUUUUUUUUCUUCUCUCUCUUCGUAAAAAAACAAAACCUCGUAAAACGAAAACGACCGAGUCGCCUUUAAUCGUGAAACGAAAAGUGACUUUUUAGAAAAACUCGAGCACUCUUUUUGCGUACUAUCGUGAAACGUAUUGCGUGUAACGUCGCAUUGAUACUCGAUAUAAUCUAUUUCGAAUUCGACUGAAUCGACAUAGGAGAUAAUAUAUACCCCCAUAUUUUUCUCGAUGUUAAGCUUUUUCGCAGAGCGCAUAGGAAAGUAUGUACACGAUUUUACGAGAUUGGGAAUGAUCGAACGAACGAACGAACGAACGAAUGUACGAAAGGAAGAACGAAAGAUUGAUCGUUGGAGUUAUCGAAACGAAUUGACGAGAAUUCAAAAAGAAGGAAAGGAAGAAAGAAAAAAAAAGGAAGGACAACCGAGGAUUCUUGAUUGAUCGAUAGAUAGAUAGAUACCCAAAUAGAUAAAUCGCUAAUCUUAUGCGAAUGUCCUGUCAUUUAUCUUCUUGUUACCAAAGCAAGAUGAACAAUCUUUUUUUGAUUUUAUCUUUCUAUAUAUAUAUAUUCAAAUUGAUCGAUAAUUAUUUAAACAGGAAAAUGGAAAAUUCGACGUGCGGGAUCACGAUCGUCCAUUCCGAAAAAACAAAGUUUCCAUUUCUAAUUCGAACAUUUAAUCUCUCCAUGUUGUUGUUUCCUUUGGUUUGGAUUUUUUCUCCAUUUUUCCUUCUUUUUUUUAAAUUUUUUACUUUUUUUCCCCCCUUAAUGAACCCAGACUUUUAUAAAUGAUUUCGCGUAAAGGUCAUCUACGAUUGGUCGCUCGAUCUUUGCCUUAUCCAAUCCGGAGAAAUAGUCAAAAAUAAAUCGUAACCACAUGAAAUAAAUCACAAUCACAAAAAUAAAUCAUAAAUAAGAAUCGUACGACCUCACUUAUCGUUAAAACAUUGAGAAACAUUUUUUAACAUAAAAAGACUGUUUUCCCCCGUGCACGAUAGUAACCGUAUCGCGUAAUCUCGUAAUCCUCAUUAAGAUACAUUUGGUAUCGUGCGAUGUACGAGAGAAGAAUAAAAAAAAAAAAACCGAAAAAGAAAAAAAAGAAAAGAAAAGAAAAGAGAAAAAAGAGGACACUACGAAACGAUAGAAACUAUGUGCACAAUAGUAAAUAAGUCGUAAUGUACACUUGUAAAACAAGGUUCUUUGUACCGCAAAUCCUACUUACAAUUAUAAUUAAUUAGUAAAUCGAUCGACCAUUGUGACGAAACACGAAAAGGUAUAAAACACUCGAUGGCUUUCGCUUAGAAAUAAAAAACAACGUUUGUCUAAAUUCGCGUGUGCGUCCAUCGUCGACGUUUAAAUACUACGACUAUAGUCAUCGUGAUUUAAAGAAGAGUAAAUGAAUUAUAGAUAAAUUCACGCGGAUAACGAAAGGAUUGGUUCUCCUCCCAUUUUUUCCUCUCUCAUUCCUUCCCCUCUCUCUCUCUCUCUCUCUCUCUCUCUCUCUCUCUGUCUCUUUUUCCCCCCACUCCCACUCCCAAAGGAUUCUUCCUUAAUCGUGCUAGUUGAAACUUUUAUUGUAAAUAGUUUAAAUCGACCUAAAUGGCAAACUUUGUAAAUGUUACACCAGAAAUUCUUUCGAAUCGAUCGAAAGAUGAUGGAUCAAAUUCGCCGAAUAACGGAUUGAUCGUUCGUCGAACCUUUCUCGAUAAUUUCCAUUAUUGAUAAUAUUUGUUCACCAUGUCGUAGAUACAUUUCCAACAACGAUCAAAACAUUCAUUCGUCGAAAAAAAUAAAAGCAAACAAAAAAAAAAGUAAAGAAAGACAAACGUAUGUUUCGUUAAACAAAAAAAAAAUUGCAUAUCGGAGGAUGGAACAAAACGCGUCGUAUUUUGAUAGCGAUCCGCAUAAAUUGAUUUUAGUUAUGCGCUGUAAAUAUGCUACAUAAUGAUCAUACAACUUUUCAAACUAUCCCACAUCAAAAAAUAUGAAAUAUGAGAGUAUUUGUUAUAACGAACGAUCGUUACGGUUUUUAUACUUAUCAAUAGUACGAUAUGUGAAAAAAAAAAAGAAAGAAAGAUUCAUUGUAUUUUACUUUCUAUACGAAGAUUGUUCUCAUCGCACCGACUGACAAACCGAUAUUUAACCGUGAUCGAAAAAAAACGAGUUAAUCGUUUAAUUUCGUUCUCGAUUUAAGUUAAUAAUUCAAUUCCGAAUUCCUCAGAUGUACCUGUAGCAUAAAAGUCCGGCAUAUGCGACGCUAUUAAGAAUCAUGCAUCGUUAGCACAAGAUCUUCCGUUUGAUAAAAAAAAAAAAAAGAGAAAAGAAAAGGGGAGAAAAAGAAUAAUUAAUAAAUGACAAGGAGGAGAAAGAGUGAGAGUGAGAAUGAGAGAAAAAGAGAGAGAGAGAGAGAGAGAGAGACAGAGAGAAUGAAAGAGAGAAAGUAUGCAAGAAUACGAAUGAAAUUGAUUUAAGAGAACGAGAGAAAGAGAGAAAGAGUGGGAGAGAAAGAGAAAGAAAGUGUUUAAGAAUGAUAUGAGAGAAAGACAGAUAGAAUGAUAGCUUGACAAUUUAUACAACACAAAUUCAUCGAUCUACUUCAAUAUGACAGUGUGCCAACUCUUUAUCCGAGUAUCGCUAACGUCCAUCACGAGUUUUUCGUUUUGUUUCUUCGUAUUCUUCGGUCUAAUGUAUGUCGAAUUAAUAGUAUUCAUUAUUGCACAUCGUACACGAGGAAAAAUGAUUAUAUACUGUGAGAUAAUACAAGUACAAAGACUAUUUACCGUGUAUACUGAUUUUCAUUUUGAAACGGUAGAGACGAAUAACUUUUAUACUGUAUUUUUAUCAUUUCAAAUCAUUAUUAUUUUUCACUGCCUAAUACGUUCUUUUCGUUUCACGUAUCUUCGGAUGUUAAUUAUGUAUUUUUCUUAUUGCUUUUUUUCUUUUUUUUUUUCGUUUUUCUUUUUCUUUGUUACUCGAUCGUCUCUUCGCAGGGAACAGAAAGCACGAUUUUAUACGAUGCACAACAUUGAGCUCUGCAUUUUGUUUCUGCAAAAGAAGAGAGAUAAGUCGAAGUAUUAAAUUAUUAAAUAAGAAAAGGAGAAUGGCAAUAUAAUAAAAGCGAAGUAUAUUUCUUUGUAUUUUUUUUUUGUUAGUACUUGUAAAAAAAAAAAAGAAAAGAAAUGGAAAGAAAAGAAAAGAAAAGAGAGACCAAAGAGAAUUUUAUUUUACGUUGUGUACAUUUAUUGAGUUUACGCCGUGUACGUCAUCGCACGAGAAGAUUUGUGUGCAUCGAGUGCUUUAAUUUUUCUUUUUUAUUUUUAAAUCUUAUAUAUAUAUUAUAUAUAUAUUAUAAUUUUAAUUAAGUUAUACGAUAGUUUUGAAACUUUUAUUACAAAUUCGAUCGUGUGUAUCUAAUUAAAAGGAUUAAAAAAAAGGAACAAAAAAAAAAUCAAGCGUAAUUCACAUACGCGCCAUUAUUAUGAUGUAUAUUUUUUCAAAGUCUUAUUGUAUAUCGAGAUAUUAUUAUAAUUAUUACUAUGUGAUUAAUGUCAACGAUUAUUUAUAGUUCACCGAUUUAUGUGCUUAUCCGUUAAGUAGGCACAGGUGCCGUUUAUUUUAUACUUUCUCAUAGGGUGCAAUGUGUAUCGCUACUGUUAUAUUUUAUUAAACAUCUGCCAUAGUAGCUCCUUGUGGUACGUACGAUGUUUCCCUCAUUUAUACGUAAAAUAUUCGUCAGGUUUUUCAAACUUUUUCUUUUUAAUUUUUUCUCAUAAUCUCUUUUUAUUUGUCGCAGUGAGUCAUACCACGUUUUCCUCUUUUUUUCUUUUUUACUUUAUAUAUAUAUAUA
Vespula vulgaris is the source of this 13796-nucleotide messenger RNA. RefSeq names its product irregular chiasm C-roughest protein-like. The record is from RefSeq and is a predicted model, not a curated record. Gene Ontology annotation, biological process: cell-cell adhesion. The transcript is spliced from 14 exons. Gene Ontology annotation, cellular component: cell-cell junction. NCBI's taxonomy places the organism in Eukaryota, Metazoa, Arthropoda, Insecta, Hymenoptera, Vespidae. Gene Ontology annotation, molecular function: cell adhesion molecule binding. The coding region runs from base 1556 to 4348 and encodes 930 amino acids.